Messenger RNA from Prosopis cineraria, 1213 nucleotides. RefSeq lists its product as uncharacterized. Lineage: Eukaryota; Viridiplantae; Streptophyta; Magnoliopsida; Fabales; Fabaceae. Bases 245 to 1027 code for a protein of 260 amino acids. Gene Ontology annotation, molecular function: ubiquitin binding. The transcript is spliced from 5 exons. The record is from RefSeq and is a predicted model, not a curated record.
GGGACAUCCGUUUGCUUUGGUGAACGCUCUGAUCCCUAAAAUCAGUUUAUAAGAGAGAUUGUGGUAGAUCAAUUUUUCAAGUACUUCAAACUUCGCUGCUCCUCCUUUCUUGGACCCCAAAAUUGUCUAUCCUCAACCCUAAUCCUAGCCCUUUCCUACUCUUUGUAUCAUCGGAUUGAAUUGGCAUUCCGGAAUCGGGGUCGGAGUAACCGUUAGAGGCACCGAACGGCUUAUUGCUUCAACCAUGUCUGCUGCAGUGUGUGGGAGCAAGAGAUCUUUCUUUGAAGACCUUCCUCCAUCACCUCCAGUAUCCAAGAAGCUACGUUGUUCAUCUUCAACUUCGCCUGUCCGUUUGUCGGCUCCCAGUCUCAUCCAUCAGCUUCGGGCUGUAUUUCCUCACAUGGAUGACCAGGUCCUUGAGAGAGCACUCCAAGAAUGUGGCAAUGACAUAGAUGCUGCCAUUAAGAGCUUGCAUGAACUUUGCUUGGGAUCUGCAAAUGACAAUUCUGCUACUGCUGAAGAUUCAAAAGUUAAUGUGGAGACAGGUAAAGUGGAGUAUGAUUUUGAUGCUUCUGCUUCUGAGAGUGAGACAGCUUCGAACAACCUUCCUGCUGAUGGAGCUGAGUGGGUUGACCUUUUUGUGAGAGAAAUGGCAGGUGCUACUAGUAUUGAUGAUGCUAAAGCCCGUGCUGCUAGAAUUCUGGAGGUUCUAGAAAAAUCAAUCUGUGAACGUACUCAUGUGGGGGCAACUCAUGUUAAUCAGAAGGAAAAUUUGGUGCUGAAGCAGCAAAUUGAAGUGUUGAUUAAGGAGAAUAAUAUUCUUAAACAAGCGGUGAAAAUCCAACAUGAGCGACUUGCUGAUUAUGAUAACAAGGUUCUAGAGUGUCAACAUUUGAAGCAGGCGUUAUCUCACAGCCAGGAGCAGUUGAGAUCUCUUGAGGUGAAAAACUAUACAUUACUAAUGCAUUUGAAGCAAGCUCAACAGUGCAACACCUUUCCUGGGCGGUUCCCUCCUGAUGUUUUCUAAUUACAAUCAGUAUGGGGAAUAUAAUAAUAUUGGCAGGCAGCAAAAUGGCUUCUUCUGGUUUAACUCUGUCCCCUCGUGUCAAAGUUUGGGAUAGCAUUAUAUAUAUAUAUAUAUAUAUAUAUAUAUAUAACAAUGUGGUUGCUAUUUUUGAUAGUGUUCUAUUUCAUCGGUUGUCAAUUAAUUUAA